AUGGCUACCCCCAUUCCGCCGGCUCCAGUCGGACCUGCAACCCUAAUCACUAUCAAAGUUCUCUAUAAUGACAGUACUCGACGCUUCAAGGUUCCUUUGAGAGAACUGGGUGCUCGGGUUCUUCCCCAGAAGCUCCGUCAACUCAUUGGCGUCCCAGCGGAUAGCAACGUCAUAUUUGAACGCUACUCGGACAGCGCUGGUUGCUACGUCCGCUUAGACAGCGAGAACCUCGCAGUUUACAAGCAACUCUACCGUGCUGCUAAAGCUAAAUUGAAGCUGCGCAUCAAAGCGACAUUGGUCGAUGAGGUGAAUGAGCCUGUUUCGCAGCCCUCUCCUGCCGAGAGUGCUCCGGAGGAACAGGGCCCAGCAAGAUACAGCUACCUGGAGACUGUCCUGAGUUCUCCCCCACCUGUCGUUGGGGCCGAAGUAGUUCCGCCUGGCACUUCUGAAUCGGUGCCUGACCUUUUAGGUGCCCUCGAGAAACCCGCUUCAGUUGGGCCCCAAUCUGUUCAGUGGACAAAAGAUAACGUCGCACCCGCUCAGCCUUGCUAUCGAGACUUUGUCCUAAACACAGAUAACGUCGAUGUACCCAUCGUCUCGCACAGGUCCCCAACUGGGGUAUUCUGUAUUGACUGCAACAACUGCGGACGUUCUAUUCCCAACGAACACUACCAUUGCAGCCUUUGUGAAGACGGAGAUUUCGAUCUAUGCUCUCAAUGCGUAAACUCGGGGGUCUCGUGUCAGUCUGAAGAUCACUGGCUGAUCAAGCGUAUUGUCGAGGAUGGCAUUGUCACUAACAGCACUACUGAACGAGUGGCUCCUCGCAAGGUUGAGAAACCGAGAGAGCCUAAGACGGGGUCUGAAACUCUGCCUGAACUCGCUCCCGAGAAAGUCCCAGAGCCUACUCCAGCUACAGCUGAAAAGUACCCACUUCAACCGGUGGAGCGGAUCUGCAACGCUUGUCUCAAGGAUUUCGAUGAGACCAAGAUGGUCACAUGCGCUGACUGCGAAGACUAUGACCUUUGCGUGACCUGCCUUCUGAAAGACGCGCACGGCCAUCAUCCGGCUCAUCGUUUCUCACUCCUCCACGACCAAGACUUCUGCCUGAAGAGUCUCGUGCAGUCGCGUUGCAGCCCUGGCCGCCAUCACCAGCAUGCAGCGAUCUGUGACGGUUGUGAAACGCGCAUCAUUGGUGUUCGCCACAAAUGUCUGACCUGCCCCGACUGGGACUAUUGCUCGGAGUGCGUUGGCAGCGCCGCGCAAAGCCACCCAGGCCAUCGCUUUGCACCCCUUUAUGAGGCCAUCUCGGAGCCACUACAGCAUCAUGAGGUUCACUAUGGCAUCUACUGCGAUGGACCAUUGUGCAAAGACAGGCCGUUCCCCCGCUACAUCACUGGAGUCCGGUUCAAGUGCUCUGUGUGCCACGAUACUGAUUUCUGCGCCAAAUGCGAAGCCCUACCAACCAACCCCCAUAAUCGCACCCACCCAUUGCUGAUGCUCAAGACACCAGUGCGCGGCGUUACUAUCAGCAACUCCGUGACUGAGAACGGGCUCGGUGGGCCCGUCAUCCUUGCAGGUGACCAAGUCAAGAGAUCUACCUCCGCACAAGCCAAUAUUCCAGCGGAAGCCGAGACGUCUUCAGAGGCGCCAAGCAGCGUGGAAGAAGCAGCUGUGAAGCAAAAGGAAAUCGCGGAGCCAUCUCCAACAGCGGCCGAAAAGGCGCAAUCCAAGGUGUAUGAGAUGCCAACUACAGAUCCGGCUUCCAGCUAUCUCGCUUACUUUACACGUGACACUGUCCAUGACGGCACCGUCAUGCCACCGAAUAAGGUAUUCCAGCAGACAUGGACACUCUACAAUCCUGGACCACUUGCAUGGCCCGCUGGAAGUAGUGUGCGCUUUGUGGGCGGUGAUUCGAUGUUCAAUGUGGAUACCAAUCGCCCCAUGAGUCUCGAUGCAGUCUCCGCCGCUAUGGAGAGCAACCAGCUCCUCGAACCCUUGGAGCCUGGCCAAAGCGCCGACUUCACGGUGACUCUGAAGGCCCCGAGCCGGGUCGGUACUGCCAUCUCGUAUUGGCGCUUGAAGCUCACCAACGGCAUGCCCUUCGGUCAUAGACUCUGGUGCGAUAUUCAGGUGCGCGACGACAUGGCCACGUCCACCAAGCUGGAGCCUGUACAGGAAGCCUCUCGCGAACCCGAGCAACAGGCAGAGGCGGCUCCGGCCGAUGACACUGAACGCACGGGAAGUCAAAUGAUCUUCCCUACCCUGGACAAGGAGUCACCGGUCGGGAGCACCCACCAGGCGAUGGUUGCAGCUCCUUUGACUGCCCCUUCCGUGUCCAAUCCAUCUGAGCAAGAUGUCCUUGAGGACGUGGAGAGUUUAACCUUGGAUGAUGCCAACACCGAGACCGGGUUCCUGACCGAUGAAGAGUACGAUGUUCUGGAUUCCAGCGACCAAGACUAUCUGGAAGCCCAAUCUCAGGUCUAG
Messenger RNA from Aspergillus pseudoviridinutans, 2484 nucleotides. RefSeq names its product ZZ type zinc finger domain protein. The transcript is spliced from 4 exons. Gene Ontology annotation, molecular function: zinc ion binding. The record is from RefSeq and is a predicted model, not a curated record. Bases 1 to 2484 code for a protein of 827 amino acids. NCBI's taxonomy places the organism in Eukaryota, Fungi, Ascomycota, Eurotiomycetes, Eurotiales, Aspergillaceae.